AUGGUCAAACUCUUCAGAAAUUUAGAUUCGGGUGUGUAUGACAUCACCGAAUUUCAAAAACUACAUCCCGGCGGAGAUAAAAUAUUACUGGCUGCCGGUGGUGCGGCCGACCCGUACUGGUCCCUCUACGCCCAGCACAAAACAGAAGAGGUGAUGGAGAUCUUGGAAGAAUACCGCAUAGGAACUCUAGAUCCGAAAGAUGUGGAAGAAUCUAAAACGGUGGACGCAUCCAACCCGUUUUCCAAGGAUCCCGAGCGACAUCCUGCCCUUGUGGUGAACCAGCAACAGCCCUUCAACGCUGAGGCCCCUGCUGAGCUUAUUGUGGACCAUUUUCGCACUCCAAACGAAUUAUUCUUUGUUCGACACCAUAUGCCGGUUCCAGAGGUUACUUUUUUGCGGAAUAUUGCUUUGAGUGUUUGA
Molecule: messenger RNA, 420 nt
Organism: Cooperia oncophora
Lineage: Eukaryota; Metazoa; Nematoda; Chromadorea; Rhabditida; Trichostrongylidae
Source: the annotation of a GenBank genome assembly